ACACAGUGCCUCAUGCUUUAAAGGCUCACUAUGAACCAGACUGCCUGUAAUGCAGGAUCACAAUGCCACUCUCACACAGACACACACACACACACACACACACACACACACACACACACACACACACACACACACACACACACACACACACACACACACACCUGGGGAACUUCCAGUGUCCGCACUUUCACUAAAGGUCGUUGACCUCUGAUUUAUCAGUUUUUUCUCAAUGGAUCUGAACUUGGAUUAGCGUUUUUUGUAUUUAUCAUAAAGUGAGGAUGGCCCAGGUGUACAGACUGUAUGCAGGGGUACUGACAGCUCUGGCUUUGUGCAAAUACUCUCUGGCCGGCAGUCAUGUGACCGAAGCGUCUGCCAAUCAAACCGUGUCAAUCGGACACGGAGACAACGGCACAGAAAGCACGACAGAUACAGGGCAGUGGACCGGACACUUCUCAAAAUGUCCCGAGGCUUUAACAAACUACUGCAUCCACGGGGAGUGCCGUUACAUUAAAGAACAGAAUGCACCGUCCUGCAGGUGUCAGCAUGGCUACAUCGGCUCCAGAUGUGAAUAUCUGGACUUGGAUUGGCGGAUAGGAGAGAAACGACAAAUAAUAAUCGCCUGCGUCAUCGCGGGGCUCGUUUUCCUGAUUCUUCUCAUCGUAUUCAUCUGUAUUUGUUCACAUCGGAGGUGCCGGUUGUGUUGGAGGAGACGAAGACGGAGAGAGGAACCGAGGAACGGCUCGGAGAAGCUCAGCAUGAUGGAGACACACACACCGUUAGCAUCAGAAUCAGAGCCAACACACACCAACGCUGUGUGAAGAGUGUGUGUGAGACCACCAGUCUGCGAAGUGUUUACAAUGGAGGGAUUUCUGUUCUUCAUGUGACAGCUGCUGCCUUUUGUCUCACGGUGACAUCAUUUUUCCGGAUGAAGAUCAAGCAGCAGCACGGGAGUUUUGCACCCUUCUCUUAAAAGGGCACGAGUGUCUGAAGCUGUGAUGAAGCUCCAGUACAAAGAGGACGAUGAACACGAGUUCGGAGAGUUCAUGCGUGUUGGCAAGGACGUUUCUUUUCCAACGCUGUGGAGUAACAAGUGCUGCAGACUGAAGGGCGCUAAAUCAGGUGUUGCUAUGUUGGAAAAAGAUGUCACAGCACCUGGCAGCCGGGGGAUAACAGAUGGUCAGGUUAUUGUGCGAUGUGGGAGACAAUAAGCCCUGUUGGCAUCGCACUAUAAUUACCUGGGGAGCUUUAGACAUGUAUAAUUACUGCGAAGGUCUUCUGUGAUUUAAUCCCAUGCUGAUCGGCAAUUUCCGUUGUUUGUCAACUAAAAACUCACCCAUAAUAGCUGUAACAUUUCCCCAAACAUGGACUUCAUGUGAUUACAGUAGCCUGAGAGACUGUUAUCUAAAUCUAACGAGCUAACAAGCUAUAUAUCUAACUAGCUAACGUUAGCUUUGUGCUAUGUGGGAGACAAUAAGCAAUGUUGGCAUCCGACUAGUAUUUCACAGGGAGCUUUAGGAAUGUAUAAUUACUGCGAAGGUCUUCUGUGAUUUAAUCCCGUGCAAAUCGGCCAUUUCCGGUGUAUGUAUUUUACCUACUGCACUUCCCCAAACACGGGGAUAACAAUACGGUGUGAGCGAACUCUAUCUAAAAAACUAGUGAAUGUUUGCUAUAUAUUUAACAAUGUAGUUAACGUUUGCCAGUAAAAACUCACCCCAUUUUACCUACUGAAUUUCCCUAAUCAUGGACGUCAUGUGAUAAGAUUUAGCAAACGUUAGCUAUAUAUCUAACAAGCUAACUAGCUAACAUUAGCUAUAUAUCUAACAAGCUAACUAGCUAACGUUAGCUAUAUAUCUAACAAGCUAACUAGCUAACGUUAGCUAUAUAUCUAACAAGCUAACGUUAGCUAUAUAUCUAACAAGCUAACUAGCUAACGUUAGCUAUAUAUCUAACAAGCUAACUAGCCAACGUUCCCCAUCUCCAUGAUUUGGUGUUGUAUUUGAUAUUUUCCUUUGCAAGAUUUAUGUUUUAUCCACCUCUUGCUCGGCCAAAAGGCUGCAUUGGAAACUACAAUGAAAGUAAAAAACGUUCCUGAAUG
Molecule: messenger RNA, 2095 nt
Organism: Trematomus bernacchii (emerald rockcod)
Lineage: Eukaryota; Metazoa; Chordata; Actinopteri; Perciformes; Nototheniidae
Gene: btc
Product: betacellulin, epidermal growth factor family member
Exons: 5
Coding region: 279-818 (179 amino acids)
Biological process (GO): positive regulation of mitotic nuclear division; epidermal growth factor receptor signaling pathway; positive regulation of cell population proliferation
Source: RefSeq, a predicted model, not a curated record